AUGGCGGCACCAGGCGAUCAGCGCAUCGCUGUUCCCAUCGACGACCCCAAUGCAGACACUGAGUGGAACGACAUCCUGCGCAAACAUGGAGUCAUUCCCGAGAAGCCGCCCAGUCCAACCCCGAUGAUCGAGGAGGCCAUUAUCGAGGGGCGCAGGCUAGCACAUGAGAACCGGCUGGAAGGCAAGGACCUUGACGAGCUGGACGAGUUGGAGGACCUCGAGGACGAAGACUUCUUGAACCAGUACAAGCAAAAGAGGAUGGCGGAGCUCAACAACCUGCAAAAGAAGGCAAUCCACGGCAGUGUAUAUCCCAUUUCGAAACCCGACUACCAGCGCGAGGUCACCGAGGCCUCCAAAAACGGGCCUGUUUUCGUCAACCUCACAUCGUCUAUGGGCACGAACGUCGAGUCCAGAGUGCUCUCGGAGCUCUGGCGGCAGGCUGCUCGCGAGUACGGCGAUAUAAAGUUCUGCGAGAUCCGCGCCAACCAAGCGAUCGAGAACUACCCGGACCGAAACUGCCCGACGAUUCUGGUGUAUAAGAAUGGCGACAUCGCGAAGCAGGUGGUCACGCUGAUGACCAUCGGUGGCGUCCGAACAAACAUGCAGCAGAUCGACAACCUCCUGGUUGAGGUUGGUGCGGUGCCCGACUCGGAUAUGCGGGUCGUCAAAAGGAGGCAGGCCGCCGAGGACGCCGAGGAGGAGCGGCUGGCGGGGAAGAGCAUCAAGACUGGCACAGCCGGGAGAUCACGAGACGACGAAGAUGACGAUGACUGGGACUGA
Messenger RNA from Purpureocillium lilacinum, 780 nucleotides. RefSeq lists its product as uncharacterized. Gene Ontology annotation, cellular component: cytoplasm. Lineage: Eukaryota; Fungi; Ascomycota; Sordariomycetes; Hypocreales; Ophiocordycipitaceae. The record is from RefSeq and is a predicted model, not a curated record. Gene Ontology annotation, biological process: protein folding.